Molecule: messenger RNA, 3313 nt
Organism: Hypanus sabinus (Atlantic stingray)
Lineage: Eukaryota; Metazoa; Chordata; Chondrichthyes; Myliobatiformes; Dasyatidae
Gene: tinagl1
Product: tubulointerstitial nephritis antigen-like 1
Exons: 12
Coding region: 180-1568 (462 amino acids)
Biological process (GO): proteolysis
Cellular component (GO): lysosome
Molecular function (GO): cysteine-type peptidase activity
Source: RefSeq, a predicted model, not a curated record
CGCGGCCGGACACUGGCUGCGGAUGUGGGUCUCCCAAGGUGUGCAGCAGCGGAGCGCAAUCUCGGGCAGACAACCGGGUUAGACUUUGAACUUGGUGCUGCCGAAAGAACCGUCUGCGUGCAGACUUUACACUGAAACUCGGCAACAGAGUGCCCGGGACUGGAAGCCGACCACCGGCGAUGACCCGUGCCGUCUGGUUGCUGGUGCUGCCGUGCCUGCUGGGGGCAGGUCUGGAGGCGGCUGGCCGCCGCAGCCGCCGGGAUCUGAGCCCCGGGCUGCACCGCGCCGGCCUCCGGGAUCCUCAUGGGACGUACUGCCGGCGGCUGGGCUCCUGCUGCCCCGGCAGGGACGAUGCCUGCACCGUGCCUUACAUCGACACCAUCUGCUAUUGCGACUUGUUCUGUAACAGAACCGUGUCAGAUUGCUGCCCGGACUUCUGGUCGUUCUGCCUCGGCACCCGGCCCCCUUUCCACUGCAGAGACGAGUGUUUGAGGAAUGGACUGCUUUAUCCUGCUGGAGCGACCUACAGGGAGAACUGCAAUCUGUGCACCUGCAGCGGUGGUCACUGGGACUGUGAGCAACAUGCUUGUCUCAUCAAUGAGGAAAUGAUCCAGAGCAUCAACCAUGGAGACUAUGGAUGGGAAGCUUCGAAUUACAGCCAGUUCUGGGGAAUGACUCUGGACGAAGGAAUCCGGUACCGGCUGGGUACCAGGCGGCCCUCCAGCACCGUGCUGAAUAUGAACAAGCUGAGUAUGGACAUGGACAGCAAUGAUGUCCUGCCCAAGCAUUUCAAUGCCGCUGAUAAAUGGCCAGGAAUGAUCCACCAGCCCAUGGAUCAAGGCAACUGUGCAGCAUCGUGGGCCUUUUCCACAGCAGCCGUGGCCUCUGACAGAAUCACCAUCCAGUCCAUGGGCCACGUGACAGCGACCCUGUCUCCGCAGAACCUGAUCUCCUGUAACCGGCGGAAGCAGCAGGGCUGCCAGGGCGGUCGGAUUGACGGUGCCUGGUGGUACCUGAGGCGACGUGGGGUGGUGUCGGACAGCUGCUACCCUUUCUCCAGCUCGGACAGCCUUCACCUCGGAUCCCAGUGCAUGAUGUCCACCCGGUCAGCUGGGCGGGGCAAGAGGCAGGCCACAAUGCCCUGCCCCAACCCCGACAGCCACACCAACCAGAUCUAUCAGACUACUCCACCCUACCGCCUCUCCAACAACGAGAAGGAAGUGAUGAAGGAACUGAUGGAGAACGGGCCUGUCCAAGCCUUGAUGGAGGUACAUGAGGACUUCUUUGUGUACAGAAGCGGCGUUUACAGGCACACCCCAGUGAUGGCCAAGAAACCGGAGAAGUUUCGUAGACAUGGGAUGCACUCUGUUAAGAUUACAGGAUGGGGUGAAGAGCGUGGACCCAAUGGACAGAUCCGCCAUUACUGGAUUGCUGCCAACUCCUGGGGGAUGAACUGGGGAGAGAACGGAUACUUCAAGAUUGCCCGGGGUGAGAAUGAGUGCGACAUUGAGACCUUCAUUCUCAGUAGCUGGGGACGAGUGACCCUGGAGGACGUGCAUCGCAAGUGAGAACCCAGCCACCCUGUCUGUGGCCCAAGGACACCGAACGGUCUCCAGUUUGGAAAAGACCCCCCUUCACCAAGCUAACCCCUUUUCCUCAAUCUGCAACCUUUGGUAUCCAACUACAGUGAUAAAUGGACCAUAAUCAGCAAGUCACGUACAUCAGUACAUGUCAGGACAGAGCUCAUGAAUUACCCAGAAAGAGACACGUGUGUGAACCUAUUCUUUCCAGCAAUAAUGAGCCAUGAGAUGUUGUGCUGCACUUAAAUGGUGUGAGUGACAGUGCUGUGGGAGAGCAUCACUAUUCAUCCGGGUGAACAGAGUGGAAGUGCCUUCAGCCGUUAACGCCCCAGUAUCCAUAGCGACUGGAAAUGUCACAUAUUCAGACCCUCCUGCCUCCCUGGUAUAGCCUACGGUUGAACUUGUGAACAAUGGGAGACUUUCCCUGAUGGUUUGGUUUGGCGAUGUGACGCAGUGCUGUGGGAGUUGUGACGGGAAGUGUCCUGGAGGGUGGAGAUGGGGAUUGGGUAGCUAGCUGUGUCUCGUGUACAGUGAAACGCACAAUGACUAACAGAAUCCAAGGCUGUGCGGGGGCAGUCCGCAACUGUUGCCAUUUUUCCAGCGCCAACACAGCAUGCUUACUAACCCUUAUUAACUAAGUGUAUCUUUAGGAUGUGGGAGGAAAUCGGAGCAGCCGGAGGGAAACCACACAGAUCCCAGGGCGAACGUACAAAGUCCUUACAGACAGCGGGAGAAUUGCUGGUGUUGUAGCAGGGUCAUUGACGCUAACCACCACACUACCAUGCUGCAGAGAGUGCCUCUGAACUGUCACUCCCUCAAACAGGAGUCUCACAACUACCGGUGGUGAUUCUGAUUCAAAUCCGGAAUUUGCACUUGUGAAUAAUUGCCAUUUUUAUGCACUCCAUGAAACCUAAACCCUGCAGCAGCUCAGACAUCUGUAAACACAAUGAAUUGCAAACUCAGGACUGGCUGUGAUUUAUAAAUCAGGGCUAAACAAUUUGACAGGAGAGCAGGAUGGCAAGGGAUGUGGAGCAAUGUCAGGAGCAGAGGUUUGAAGUGCAAAUCAGGAAUGAUCUAAUGAAAAGGGAGAAUGAUCUUAAGGAUGUGGUGCCCCGAUGAUUCCAGGGGAUCUGCGCAGCCUGGCUGAUAACAGCCAGGGGUGACAGCAGCUGCCAACAGAGGAGACUUAGAAAGUCACCAAGGAGAAGGAACUUUAUAUGUACUCUGUGCAGGGAUGGUAUGGGGAGGUGUUGAUGAAAUUGUCUGGCACUGGGAAGGUUUUCUGAUGUCUGGGUCCUGGAUUGAAAUAAAUGGCAACGGCAGAGCGAUGGUGGAAAACUUGCAACUAGUAAGUAAAAGCACUGCCUGGGAGAAAAUUCAACAAAACUUUCAAAAGGAAAUUUAGAUAAACACUCCAAAAAGGAAACACUUGCAGGGGAUUUGGGCUAAUUGGAUGGCACUUUCAAAGACACAUGAGUUCAGCCUGCACCCUCCUGCUCUGCAAGAUGUCAUGACAGGCCAAUGUGAUGUGGGACAGUGUGUGAUGACAGAUGGAGUAAUAUCUAAUUUUGACUAUUCCCAAACUAUGCCCAGUGGAUCUCAUCCACUCUUGCUUGGUUUCUAGACAAUCAGGUUUGCAUAUUUAUGGCACUUUCCAUAAGUUUUGUGCUUUGCUGAAUGCAAAUAUCUUUUAUAAAUGUCAAAAUAAAAAUAAAAGUCACCCAUUGUCAAUA